Messenger RNA from Metopolophium dirhodum (rose-grain aphid), 4423 nucleotides. Its product is annotated as pikachurin. The coding region runs from base 436 to 2793 and encodes 785 amino acids. The record is from RefSeq and is a predicted model, not a curated record. Gene Ontology annotation, molecular function: calcium ion binding. The transcript has 14 exons. NCBI's taxonomy places the organism in Eukaryota, Metazoa, Arthropoda, Insecta, Hemiptera, Aphididae.
CGCUCGAGGAACGGGGUACCCACACACAGUUGCCAAACGCUCGUAGCACCGCGACGGUAGUAACGUCGUUGUCGCCGUUCCACCCGACGACGGGGGUAGUUUUUUCUCGGGUUUUUGAUUUUCGUCUCGCCAACGAAAUAAUACGAAAUAUAAUUACAAUUCGUUGUGGUGCGUUCGCGAUGAGUUAAUAAUAAUACAUUUCACCAUAAACGUCGCCGUAUCCGUCCUUGCGCGCGCGUGCGUGCGUGUGUGUGUGUGUGUGUGUGUGCGCGUGUAAGUAAAAUACAUUUUUUAUAGGCAGUGUUUGAAAAAUUAAAAUAAACCGCGGCAAACGAUGACGAGACGCGAUGCCGAGAAAAAGCGAAAAGGGCGACGACCAUCGACCGUGUGAAUGUUUGGCGGCGAAUAGAGUGUCCCUCGCUUUCACCUGUGUCUAUGCUGGUCCAGUGCGCGGCGAAUAGUAUGUACGACUUUCGGUUGGCGUCGGUGUUGUUGGCGACGGUCGUCGUCGCGGUCGGCGCAAUGGUCGGCGGCGAGUUGUCGGCCGUCGAAAAAUCGUUACAGUUUGAAGCGGCAUUUCAAGGACGUUGUGGCCACGAUAGUCCAUGUGAACAACUAUGCUACGAGCUCCAUGACGGCAUGUUCGAAUGCGAUUGCAAAACAGGAUUUGCAUUACAUGAAGAUGGUUAUACUUGUACAAGAAACGAUUCGGUAACGGAUAAGAUCAAAGAGUUCGAAAGAGAUAUCGGACUGACGUUUGUCGAUUCCAAUGAAGUGGAUUCCGAGGACAGUGUUCGGUUUGUAAAGCACGUCGAAACUCAGAUAUCCGUUGCCACAAGAUCGCCGGCUUUGUGCAUACGGAAGUGUGGUGAAGGCGCCUGCGCGUUCGACAGCCGAAACAAACAGACUUGUAGAUGCCCGUUUGGUAAAACCGGAUCCAACUGCCAGAUCACAAAUCCAAUUAGAUACCCAAGAUUCAAUGGACGUAGUUGGUUAGCAUUUCCGCCACUCCGGGGAGCCUACAAACACGUGCAAAUAAGUUUAGAAUUCAGACCAGAGAGCUGGGAUGGUAUAUUGUUUUUAGCUGCUGAAAGAGAUGAUUUAGUUGGAGAUUUCAUGGCUAUUCUGCUUCACAAUGGCUUUUUGGAAUUUAGGUUUGAUUGUGGAUCUGGUUUGGGAGUAGUUAAAUCUGAAGAAACAGUUAUUUUAAAUCAAUGGAACACGCUAUCUGUGUAUAGACAUAGAUGGGAUGCAUGGAUCCAAUUAAAUCGUGGAAAACGUAUUGCUGGGAGAUCAAAAGGUUUAUUCUCGAGAAUUACGUUUCGAGAGCCUGUCUUUAUCGGCGGUCGAGGUAACACGUCUGGGCUAGCUGAACGGUUCCCAACAGACCGUGGAUUUGUUGGUUGUGUUCGGCUGUUACAAGCCAAUGAUCACCGAUACGAUUUUGGUGAAACACCUGCUGGCGAUACAGUCAAAUCUCAAGAAGUCGAGGAAUGCUCUACGGACAAGUGUACAAGAUCUCCUUGUCAACAUGGUGGCAAGUGCGUAACAACCACCAAUUCGUCAAUAUGUCUUUGCCCUCUUGGUUACACUGGAGAUUUAUGCGAAACGAUAUUGGACUUGCAGGUACCAUCAUUUAAUGGCUCCAGUUAUCUGAGACAUCCCGCUUUGGGAGACUCAGCUCUGUCAUGGUUGGAUUUGGAUAUUGUUUUCAAAACUCAAUCAAUAGACGGACUGAUACUGUAUGAAGGGUACCAAAAGUACGGUUCAGCUGACUUCAUUUGUGUUUAUAUGAUUGAUGGUCACGUAGAGUUUACAUUCGAUCUAGGCACGGGAACAGCGUCAUUAAGGAGUCCAUGGACAGUUUCUUUAGGUGAAUGGCAUAGACUAUGGAUAUCGCGAACAGGAAAAUUAGCAGUUAUGCGUGUGGACAAUCAACCAGAAGUUCAAGUAUUGUCACCGGAAGCAUUUACACAGCUAUCAUUACCGUUAAGUAUGUAUAUUGGAGGUGUACCCGAUUUCGACACGGUACCCGCGCAAAUCAAGGUUCGGACGUCGUUCAAAGGCUGCAUACAAAAAGUGACCAUCAACGAAAAACCGUUGCAAAUCGUCCGCGGAGCCCUGUCCGGGGCGAACGUAGCCAACUGCCCGCACCCGUGCGUGGCCAAACCGUGCGGCGACGACGUACAGUGCGUACCGAUAUUCGACAAGUACAAGUGUGUGUGCGACAGACGGUGCAACUCAUCCGACGGCGAUCAGGUGUCGUUCGAUGGAACGUCUUUCGUGCAUUACACCGGCCACGAGGUGCAACAGAGGAUCACUGACGGACAUUUGGAUAUUAAUAUGCGCUUCCGGACUACUGCACUCACCGGACUCAUACUGUGGACCGGGCGGUCAGACAGAUCGGCUGACUUUUUAGCUUUGGGAUUACAAGACGGUCGUAUUGAAGUUACUUACGAUUUAGGAAGUGGUGAAACGGUACUUAGAUAUAAUACCACUGGAUUACCUAUAAAUGAUGGACACUGGCACAGAAUGAAGUUUACUAGAGAUGAGAGAUUGAGCGCUUUGACUAUAGAUAAUGGUACAAAAAUGAUAACGAUUUCGACAGGGCGACUAAAACAGCUCAACACGAAUACAGGACUGUACUUAGGUGGCACGGAAGACGUGGAGAAGUCUACGGGAAAGAGAUACAGAAAAGGAUUCGUCGGUUGCAUUUCGGACUUUAUCCUGAACACGGACUACCAAGUGAAACUGUCUUGGUCCACCGGCAAAGAACGUGUUUGCAUAUCAUAGAGCGUCGUACGCAAUUCUAUUUUCUUCCUCCGGCACACGUGCGCGCGCGUACCCACUGAGCUUACGUACAUAAACAUGUAAAAAUGACGACGAAACAUAUUAUUAUAUAAACAAAAAACUUUAAUGCCUAUUGCAGUUUUCAACUGGAGUAAAAAUAUUAACUAUAAUGUGUUUUCCUAACGUUUGAUAUCUAGUCAUGUAUUGUAGUUAAAGGAAAUUCUGUUUUAGAUUAUCAUCAUCAUCAUUAUUAUUAUUAUUAUUAUUAUUACUAUUAUUAUUAUUGUUGUUAAAUUGAGGAACCACUAUAAUUGGACUAGCUUGAAAAGUUCGAAUGUUCAGUUUUAAAACACAAUAAUUACCAUAACAAUCUUAAUAAUAGAUACAUUAUAAUUUAUAACAUAACAAUAACAUUAUGUAUUAUAAUAUGUAUAUUAUUAUGUAGGUAUAUCGACGUUUUUCGAAAAGACCGCGACAUUUUUACUUCUGUGAAGCCUAAACUUACCUACCACACCCACACGCGAAUCGUUUCAAAUCGUUUGAGUCGAGUAACUGCAAUCUGCAUAAUCAUUAUUAUUAUUAUUAUUAUUAUAUUAUUAUGUUUUGAAACGAACAAUAUUAUUCGUAUCAUCGUUCGAACGCUCCUUCGCAUUUUCUAUACACUGAUACCUACACUUUAAAGCUUACUAUUGAAAAUACCGUACCUAUAUCGAGUACAAUAUCAGCCAAUAUAGAAUUUCUGGACAAAAAGGACAAAAUGCCGUAGAACAUUACUGGAAAAAGAAAUUUGUCGAAAAAUUAUUCAAACGAUGUUUAUGUUUUUUAAAUCGUGCAACUAGUGAUAAUAUUUAUUAUUUAAUAAUUAAUAUUAUUAUUAUUUUUUUUUUUAACAAUUUUGGACGAUGAAAUUUUUAAAAUAUUUUUCUACACCGGUGAAACGUCACUAAUAUACCUAUCGACGACUUUUUAGUAUCCAUUUUCCUAUCUUCAUACAUCAUACACAACAUCAUCGUUGCGUGCGUUGCAUAUUAUAUUUUAGAUAUUUCAAUAAAAUAUAAAUUACAAGGUUUUUACGUACAUAUCUUAAAGUUAGAAAAUACAAAUUGUAGACAAUAACCCUUAUAAAAUCAUAUUGGUGUUUUUUUUUUUUUUUUAUAUAGAAUCGUGCAAUUAUAAUUUAAAAAUAUUUAUGAUUAUUAGUAAAAUAUUGUAUUCAAUUUGCUAAGACAUCAAACAAAAACAUUUUUAAAAUAAAAAACACUGUUUUAAUUUUGAACUGUGUAUUAAAUAAAAUUGGCACUUGUUAACAAUAAUUAUAUAAUAUACUACUAUACGUUGUACAAAACUAAAAAAAAUCAACAUGUCAUGUGUUAAAAAACAAGUAACUCGUACAAUAUGUGAACACAAACGUACUUGUCAAUUAAAAUGUCCAAAAAAUAUUGAAUAAUUUGUGAAUUAGAACUGUGUAGAGAAAAUGUCUACGUGUUAAUUUGAAAAUAUCACCUAAUCUGUUAUUUAGCAAAAAAUUAAUAUUGAUAAGAACUUCUUGUGUAUCUGAUUAUCACCGUGUACAUUAUUUAUUUAUUAGCGACUGAUUAAUUGAAAUAAACUUUCCACAAAAUGUUAAAUAUUA